Molecule: messenger RNA, 2652 nt
Organism: Daktulosphaira vitifoliae (grape phylloxera)
Lineage: Eukaryota; Metazoa; Arthropoda; Insecta; Hemiptera; Phylloxeridae
Exons: 2
Coding region: 594-1694 (366 amino acids)
Source: RefSeq, a predicted model, not a curated record
UACAUUCUCCAGUUUGCCUUCUGCCCGUCCGCUGGCCACAAGUGUUCCGUCGCUGUUUCGCGCGUGCUGUCGUGCCAUCGUUCCGCGCACGGCUCACCGCCUCCACCGCCUCUCUGUGCCAAUUACAUUAUUAUUAUUGUUGUAUACUGGCCGAACGUGUAGUGCAGUGAGCGCGAUUGUGUGUAAUUGAUUCUUAUAAUCUGUCCCAGUCAGUAGUUCCGCGUGCGAGUGUGUGCUUGUGUGCCGCCCACUUAGUGAUUGAAUAUUUGAUUAAUUAAUCGGUACUGAUUGGAUAAUUAAACGUCGAAUAUUUUAUUGAAACUAGUGUUGGACUUUUUUUUUUUUUUUUGACAAAAAAGACAAUAUUUUUUUGUUUCAAGUGUUGAUUUUUUUUUUUUGUUGUGUAUUUCGUACGCACACUUUUUAAUUAAAUCGUUUGUGGUCCGCUGAACGUGGUGCAGUACCUAUCAAUUGAAAGCGCAUACAUGGUGCCAGGCACCCGUCAUAUUAUUGGAUUACUUGUAUUGGAACAUCGUCCUAAUAUUAUUAUCGAAUGAUAUGCUAAUUGUACAACAUCGACUACGGUUGUUGAAAUGAGACCUGUCGAGUCAAGUGAAAACAUUACCAUUAUGGAUGAAAUCGAUGAGCUUUUGGGCACUCGGAGAAGUUAUGGAUGGAACUCCGGUUCUAGGCCGUCCAUGAUAAGCGCCAAGUACCGCAUGAAAGAAGAAAGGCGAAAGGUGCUCAAGAUAUCGGUCAACAAGAUGAAAAAGAUCGACGAUGCCGAAAGCUCGUUGUGCCGGUCCGUGUUGAUCAAUAAUACGGUUAAACGGUUACAGGCGGAAACUAGAGACGACCGAACGGCCGGCCGAACGUCGCCCGCUUCGCCUCCAUCUCCCACCUCCUACGGUUACCAUUCGCCACAGCAACAACCCUGUGGUAACGUUAAUAUCAACAACAACAACAACAACAACAACCCGCAACUGGUGGACAUCACUAACUUGCGGGAAUCACCUGUUGGCGGCAAGAUAAACGCCACCAACAAACCCGACACCGUCUUGGACGUUACGUCUACGACGACCACCUCGUCUACCGGUUUGUCGUACGAUUACGACGACGAUACCAUCACGUCCAUUAUGAUGCAGUUACCGUCGGCCGCCGCCUCGUCGCAAACGCCCAAACGGAAACGGUCCGUAGACGAACCGUUAGACGAUCUAUUGUCGCAGUUUAUCAAUAGUAACCAACGCGAAGACGAAGACGUCAACGUGGUCGAUCUAGACCUCCACGAAUUUCCGGCCGCCAAGAGACUGAGAACGGACGAAGCUGCAGCCGCAGCCGCGUCCAACGUCAACACCUCCGCCGAUCUGUGCACGCCCGACUGGCUCAUGGAAACGUGUUGCGAUUCCCUCGACCUGUACGGCGGCCAAGUGCCGGCAGCUGUCGAGCAUCAAGACGUUUUGUUACCAGCUGCAGUGGUUACAGCAGCCGCUGCGGCCGCGGCUGCAGCGGCAGCCAGCAACAGUAGUCAGUGUUCGGUGGAUUGCGGUCAGACGUCACCCGAACCAGACACCGAAGACCAUUUUGGUGGAAGCGGGUCGACGUCGCCCACCAAUCUGUCCUGUGGACAAGCCUCCAUGUUCAGCGAAAUGCAGUCCGCCAUGUUUCGCAACCUGAUUGCGUCCCUGGAAUCAUAGGACCCAAUGGUGGAAAAUUUUUAAAAGAAUACUAUUUUUUUUUUUGUUUUGUUUUUACUCACUUAAUCUCCUAUUGCGACUUUUUCUUUACGAUUUUUUUUUUUUAUUCGUUAAAUACCAUACCCAGUGUAUGAUUCAUAUUAUGUAACUAAAUCUAAAAAAACAGUUUAAAAAACGUGCAAUAAAUGGCCAAUUCGCGUAAAAACACCUUUGUUUUUCGUUCUCUCUGUGCACUUAUUUAUACUAUCAUUAUUGCAGUAUGGUUUUUUUUUUUUUUUUUUUUAAUUUUUCAUCGUAAAGUUGUAAAUAUUUGUAAACAUGUAUGUUAUAUUUUAUGUAACUGUAGAUAAUCAAACAAGGGCUGUGUUAAAUUCAUCCAAUCGGUCUCUCUUUUUGUUUUUUAAUUUUUAAAAUAAAGGGGAAAAAGAGAGCAUUUAAAUGUAAAUGAAUAACAUUAUGUAUAGUAAUUAUUAUUAAACCAACAUAGACAAUAUUUUGAAGUAGAGAAUUUUAUUUAGCAAAAGAACCGAUUGGUAGGCUAUAAUUAUUACUGUGUCUGCUAUUGGUAGUGAUAGUACAAAAAUAAAAAAAUCGUGUUUUUAUUUUCUCUUAACGAUUAUUCACCUUUUAUUCUACUCUGGAGCUAAUUAAAGGAGGGGAAAUUUUGUGUAAUUCUUAACUCGUAGAAAAUACAUUUUCCUAUUAGUAUAACCACAAAAUUAAUUUGUUUAAAAUUAACUUACUUUCUCGUUAAAAUGAAUUUACGCUGCUAGUAGAUAUUUUUAAUUUAGUGCGAUUUUUUUUUUAUGCUAAGGACAGUCUUCCGGACUUUAUUUGACGGUGUGAUAUUUACUAGCGAUUAUUAGUAUAUAUAUAUAUAUAUAUUUAAAAUAAAAAAAAAAACAUAAUAUUGUAUUAUUAUAAGCGCAUGGGCCGGUCUUAAACUUUGCUCCGACAA